AUGGCAUCCCUUUUCUCUUGUUUCUGUGGCAGAGGUUUUGAAGGGGAUCGGAGUUUAAGGCGAGACUGGAGCUUUCCCCAUUCUCCUCCGUUGGACCCUGAUUUAUCUGACGUUGAAGAAGAUGAUGAAUAUUAUAUAUACCCCCAAAAAAGUGCAACAAAAAUAGGUACUAUGGUUGCUCUUGGAGGACCCACUACUUUAGCGGCCACAGUCUAUACAAAUGAUGAUGAUGGUGGUGGUAGUGGAUACAGUAGUGAUCAUUAUGGCAAUGGAUGGAACGACGGUGAGAAAAACUCCGUUAAAUAUGGUAGUGAUAACGGGGGUAGUAACUAUGGGAGUGGUGAGAAUAACUCCGUUAAUAAUGAGACAGUAAACGGGGGUAAUAGUACGUUAACGGGUGUGUAUAGUGAUGGUGGCUACGAAUAUGCUGAUGGUGAAUAUGGUGGCGGUGAUGCUAGUGAUAACGGAGGAGAAGAAGGUGGCCGAGACGGUAACUAUAGCGGUCAUGGUGGCAGUAACUACGGCAGUGGUGGAUACGAGAGUGCAUGA
Lycium ferocissimum is the source of this 549-nucleotide messenger RNA. RefSeq lists its product as uncharacterized. NCBI's taxonomy places the organism in Eukaryota, Viridiplantae, Streptophyta, Magnoliopsida, Solanales, Solanaceae. The record is from RefSeq and is a predicted model, not a curated record. The transcript has a single exon. The coding region runs from base 1 to 549 and encodes 182 amino acids.